This is a messenger RNA of Emericellopsis cladophorae, 297 nucleotides long. RefSeq lists its product as uncharacterized. Bases 1 to 297 code for a protein of 98 amino acids. Gene Ontology annotation, cellular component: cytoplasm. The transcript has 3 exons. Lineage: Eukaryota; Fungi; Ascomycota; Sordariomycetes; Hypocreales; Bionectriaceae. The record is from RefSeq and is a predicted model, not a curated record.
AUGCCAGACGAUCCACCUCUGCGAACGCCGCCGCCGCCGCCAUUGUCGCAUGACAGCUCCACCGCUCAGGACGACAGCUCCCGACGAACAAUCACCCAAAACAUACAAAAUGGUCUCUCGGCUUUCCUCGCGGGAAUGAAGCGCUCAACUGGCUUGACAUUCAAAACCGACCGUGUCGCGGGCGAGAGCAAAGAUUUGAACAAAUGGAUCGACAACUACCUCGGCGUCGGCGAAUGGGUGAUGGACCAGUCCGUGGCCAUCGCAGGGAGCUCAGGCUAUUUUGAGCGCACUCGAUGA